CAGCGUCUGCUUUCACACGUUCCUUUUGCCUGUAUUUAUUACACCGGUAUUGCAUGUGGACACGUUGCCUUCUACUUAUACCAGUCAGGCCGGUCAAAUUGCCAUUUAGUGUUGUUCAACGAGCUAGGUCGCUGUGCUCUGUGAAUUCUUUUUCAAGUAUGACUGGACAUACUGUGAUCGCAAGCUCGAAUAAGCCUCCAGUUGUGACUCUCCUGGCAGCUGAACAUCUCAAGAACUCUGGCUUGGUAAAGUUGGAAUGGGGGGACAACACAAGUCUAAAAAUAAAUGAGAAUUUUACCCUGACUGGUGACCACAAUAUAGCCCGCUAUCUUGCCAGGCUGUCACCUUCAAAUGGGCUGUAUGGUAAAGGAGCUUUGCAGGCCUCCGAGGUUGACCAUUGGCUUGAAUUCAGCUCUCGCUGCCAGAAUGGCUGUAAUGUUGACCAGGCCCUCAAACUGUUGGAUCGAAGUCUUGCACCAGUGGCCUUUCUGGUUGGACCAUCAGUCACCCUUGCAGAUUUUGCGGUCUGGGCCGCAAUAAAUGCAAACAACAAACUGGCAACAUCUGUGAAGAAUGCCCAGCACAUCUGUAGAUGGUACAAGCACUGCCUUGCGCAGGAGCCAUUCAAGCAGAUUGCAUCAUCUCUACCUGGAAACAACACUAACAAUGGUUCUAACAAUGGUUCUUCAGGGACAAAGAUGAAGCAAGAGGGGAAAUACAUUGAUUUGCCUGGUGCAUCAAUGGGUAAUGUUGUCACCAGAUUUCCCCCAGAGGCUAGCGGGUAUCUUCAUAUUGGCCAUGCUAAAGCAGCAUUGUUGAACCAGUAUUACAAGAACAUGUACGAAGGAACCUUAAUCAUGAGGUUUGACGACACCAACCCUGCUAAAGAAAAUGCUCAUUUUGAAGAAGUUAUUUUAAAAGACCUUGAGAUGUUGGAGUUCAAGUUUGACAAGUUCACGCACACAUCUGAUCACUUUGAUACCCUUAUCGGCUACUGUGAGAAGAUGUUGAGGAUGGAUAAAGCAUACGCCGAUGACACAGCACCUGAAAGGAUGAAAGAGGAGCGUGAUCAGAAAAUCAAAUCAGCUAACAGGGAUAACUCUGUUGAGAAGAAUCUCCAAAUGUGGGAUGAGAUGAAGAGAGGUACAGAGUAUGGCCAGAGCUGCUGUAUACGCGCCAAGAUAGAUUACCAGUCUCCUAACGGCACCCUCAGGGACCCUACUAUCUACAGAUGCAAACCAGAAACACACAUCCGUACUGGGAACAAAUACAAAGUCUACCCAAUAUAUGACUUUGCAUGUCCUAUUGUGGACAGUCUUGAGGGUGUGACCCAUGCACUAAGGACGACAGAGUAUCAUGAUAGGGACCCCCAAUACUACUGGCUUCUUGAUGCACUUGGUCUACGCAAGCCACACAUCUAUGAGUUUAGUCGACUAACACUGCAGAACACUGUCAUGUCCAAGCGCAAGUUGACUUGGCUUGUUGAUCAAGGUCUUGUGGAUGGAUGGGAUGAUCCUCGUUUCCCCACAGUGCGAGGUGUGCUGCGGCGAGGGAUGACAGUCGAAGGUCUGCGUGAAUUUAUCGUGUUACAAGGCUCCUCCAAGGCAAAUGUGCAUAUGGAGUGGGAUAAAAUCUGGGCUAUUAACAAAAAGGUGAUCGAUCCUAUUGCCCCUCGGUACACAGCACUGCAGCAUAGUGCUAUGAUUCCAUUCCUACUUCCUGCAGCUAAGGAGGAAAAACAUCAGUGUGCACUACAUCCCAAGAAUCCAGAUGUUGGGACUAAGGCUAUCUGGCGUGGUCCGAGGGUGAUGCUUGAGGGUGAGGAUGCAGAGAGUUUGUCUGUGGGUGACAUGGUCACUCUCAUUAACUGGGGAAACACUAAAGUUUCCAAAAUUAACAGAAAUUCAAAGGGAAAGAUUGAGUCAAUUGAGGGAGAACUCCAUCUUGACAACAAGGAUUAUAAAAAGACGACAAAGCUGACAUGGCUAGCCGACACGCCUACCGCGCCCACUAUACCUGCAGUAAUGGUGAACUUUGAUAACCUCAUCAGCAAAGGAAUUAUCACCAAAACAGAUGACUUCAAACAGUUUGUCAACAAAAACUCAAAGACCGAAGUGAUCCUUGCUGGUGAACCAGAGCUAGCUUCCGUCAAAAAAGGUGACGUCAUCCAACUUCAAAGGCGUGGCUUCUUCAUCUGUGAUCAGCCCUACGAACCCACAAGCCGUCACACUGGUCAAGCAAGUCCUUGUGUGCUAUUCAGUGUCCCAGAUGGUCAUACCAAGACACAACCUAGCGGUGCCAAGGGCAAGUCUGAUGGCGGGAAGAGGGAGCAAGCCAACAAGUCGAAUAACAAGAACGCAAACGCCGAACCAGCCCAAGCCAAGCCAUUGGCUGAUCCAGCGGCCGUUGAGAAGCUCAUGGGGGAAAUAACGCAACAGGGCGACAAAGUGCGCACGCUCAAGACUGGAGGGGCCGAUAAGAAAGACGUUGAUGCAGCCGUAGCAACGUUACUCAAACUGAAGGCCCAGUACAAAGACCUGACGGGGGAGGAGGUGGCUGGAGGCAAGCCCAAAAAGGAAAAGAAGAAAGACACCAAACAAGAGGCGAAACAGCCAGGGAAGCAAGCAGAGUCUGCGCCCGCCCUCUCAGAGGCUGCACAAGAACUGCUUGCUACCAUCACCCAGCAGGGUGACAAAGUCCGCUCACUCAAGACACAGGGGGCUCAUAAGGGUACGGUUGAUGCAGAAGUAGCUGUUCUUCUCAAGCUUAAAGCAGAUUACAAGACAAUGACAGGCACAGACGUCCCUGGCGCUGGAAAUCCAAAAAAGGAUAAGAAGAAAGACAACAAACCCGAGGAGAAGAAACCCAAAGAGGCGAAGAAACCGAAAGAGUCGAAACAAGAAAAGCCCAAGAUGACAGAGGGAGGCGACGAUGAUGGUGCUGGCUUGAAAAAAAAGUCCAGGCUUGGUCUUGAGGCAAAGAAGAGUGAGAAUCUGAGUGAAUGGUACUCACAGGUGAUCACGCGGUCCGAGAUGAUCGAGUACUAUGACGUCAGUGGGUGUUACAUACUUAGAGCUUGGUCAUACGCCAUCUGGGAGCGUAUAAAAGAGUUUUUUGACGCGGAGAUCAAGAAGCUGGGAGUUGAGAACGUGUACUUUCCCAUGUUCGUGUCGCAUGCAGCCCUGGAAAGAGAGAAGACUCACAUUGCCGACUUUGCGCCUGAGGUUGCAUGGGUCACCAGGUCUGGACAGUCAGAACUGGCGGAGCCCAUCGCUAUAAGACCAACCAGCGAGACAGUAAUGUAUCCUGCAUACGCGAAGUGGAUCCAGUCUCAUCGCGAUCUCCCUCUGCUUUUCAACCAAUGGAACAACGUAGUGCGAUGGGAGUUCAAACACCCACAACCGUUUCUACGCACCCGCGAGUUCCUCUGGCAGGAGGGUCACACUGCGUAUGCUGACCAAGAGUCCGCCAUCGAGGAGGUCCACACAAUACUGGGACUUUACCAGCAGAUUUAUGAGUACCUCAUGGCAAUCCCGACCAUCUGCGGCCGCAAGACCGAGAAAGAGAAGUUUGCAGGCGGCGACUUCACCACUACCGUGGAAGUCUACAUCUCCGCCAGUGGGCGAGGCAUUCAGGGUGCCACCUCCCAUCAUCUAGGCCAGAACUUUUCCAAGAUGUUUGAUAUUGUGUUCGAAGAUCCGGACCCAAAUGUCCAAGAGAAGCGUUACGUCUACCAGAACUCGUGGGGUAUCACAACGCGUACGAUAGGCGUACUGACUAUGGUUCAUGGAGAUGACCAGGGACUCGUACUGCCCCCUAGGGUAGCUACGUUACAGGUUGUGAUUAUCCCAUGCGGCAUAACAGUAACUUUGCCAGAGGCUGAGAAGGCGGCCAUCCUGGACCGCUGUAAGCAGUAUGAGCGUGAACUGAAGGCUGCAGGAAUCCGAGCUAAGGGCGACUUCAACGAACACCACUCCCCAGGGUGGAAGUUCAACCACUGGGAGCUCAAGGGAGUCCCUAUUCGUAUUGAGGUUGGGCCACGCGAUGUCAAGAACAACAAGUUUGUCCUCGUUCGCAGACAUGACCGUAGUAAGCACACGAUCCAACACGAAGGCUUUGUUGGCAGUAUCCAGGAGACGCUGGAAGUGAUCCAGAACGAGAUGUUCGAGACCGCCAAGAAAGACUUGGAGGAACAUCUCGCCGUCACCACUAGCUGGCAGGAGUUCACCUCAAUGCUCGACAACAAAAAGAUUAUCCAAGCACCGUUCUGUGGCGAGAGCCCGUGCGAAGAUAAAAUCAAGAAGGACAGCACUAAGGAAGAGGUUCUCGAACCUGGUGCUCCUGCGAUGGGAGCCAAGGCGCUGUGCAUCCCAUUCAACCAGCCCGCACAGAUUACCGCUGACACAAAGUGCGUCCAUCCAGACUGUGGGCGCGCCGCGAAAUUCUACACACUCUUCGGCAGGAGUUACUAAAUUCUCCGCUAGAAUCGCUUGUAGCAAGGUAUAGGCAGACAGAUCAAAUGCACAGGAGAAGGUCUGAUUGCCAGAUAUUUGCCCGACCUUCAAAUAACGAAAAAUCUCGAAAUAAAUGAAAAUGAAUAACAAA
Nematostella vectensis (starlet sea anemone) is the source of this 4605-nucleotide messenger RNA. RefSeq names its product bifunctional glutamate/proline--tRNA ligase-like. Gene Ontology annotation, cellular component: cytoplasm; aminoacyl-tRNA synthetase multienzyme complex. NCBI's taxonomy places the organism in Eukaryota, Metazoa, Cnidaria, Anthozoa, Actiniaria, Edwardsiidae. The coding region runs from base 54 to 4472 and encodes 1472 amino acids. The record is from RefSeq and is a predicted model, not a curated record. Gene Ontology annotation, biological process: translation; glutamyl-tRNA aminoacylation; prolyl-tRNA aminoacylation. The transcript has 34 exons. Gene Ontology annotation, molecular function: ATP binding; glutamate-tRNA ligase activity; proline-tRNA ligase activity.